AUGACCACCGCCCAUAGACCAACCUUUGAUCCCGCCCGUGGCAAAGAGGCUCUCCGCGGCCCAGCCUACCACCAGCGCCUCCUGCCUGCCCACACCCAGCUCAAGUACCGAAAAGCCGGCCAGGGCGGCGACGCCGAUGACGAACCGACGCGCGACCUCGCUGCGGAGCUCCUCGCCGCCGAGGCAGCGCACUUCAAGAAGAAGAGGCACAAUAGCGGCGUCUUGGCCCCCGAGGACGACGAGGAUGAGGAUGAGGAAGUGACGGCCGUUCGAGGGGAGAAGCGAUCGCAGUCUACGAAUGGCGAGGGAGAGGGAGAAGAUCUAGAGGCGAAGCGGAGGAGGAUAUUAGAGGAGAGCAGGGAUAUCGAUGCGGAUGAUGAUAGCGAAGAGGAGGAGGACAGUGACGAUGAUGACGAUAGCGAAGAUGACGAGGAUGCGGAGCUGCAGCGGGAGCUGGAGAGGGUGCGGAGAGAGCGUGAAGAGAAGAAGAAGAGAGAGGAAGAAGAGCGGGCGAGAGAAGAGCAAGAAGCUCGAGAAAGAGAUAUUGCGCUCGGCAACCCCCUGCUCAACAAGCAGGACUUCACAAUGAAGCGGCGGUGGGACGACGACGUGGUGUUCAAGAACCAGGCCAGGGGGACGGAAGACAAGAAUAAGAAGAAGGAAUUUGUUAACGACAUGUUACGGUCUGAUUUCCAUAGACGGUUCAUGAGCAAGUAUGUUCGAUAA
Molecule: messenger RNA, 726 nt
Organism: Trichoderma reesei QM6a
Lineage: Eukaryota; Fungi; Ascomycota; Sordariomycetes; Hypocreales; Hypocreaceae
Exons: 4
Coding region: 1-726 (241 amino acids)
Biological process (GO): mRNA cis splicing, via spliceosome
Cellular component (GO): catalytic step 2 spliceosome
Molecular function (GO): RNA binding
Source: RefSeq, a predicted model, not a curated record